Ectocarpus sp. CCAP 1310/34 is the source of this 1365-nucleotide messenger RNA. Lineage: Eukaryota; Phaeophyceae; Ectocarpales; Ectocarpaceae. The record is from the annotation of a GenBank genome assembly.
CGCGAAGGAGUUGACGCGGACCGGUGUGCUAAAGGAAGUAAUGAUCGAAUACAAGGCGAUCAAGGACAAGCUGGAGCUGGGGAAAGGAAAAGGGGCGAAGGGCGCAGAGCAAGCGUACUUCGCCGACGGUGAGGGCCGCAGGGAACGGUACUCAAGUAGGAGUCAGGGGCAAGGUCGAGGUCGUGGCGGCGGCCGUGGCCGCAGCAGCAGUCGCGGCCGCGGCGGAGGCGGUCGAGGCGGCGGCGGCGGCGGUAGCGGCAACCGCUCAGGCGGACCCGGAGGAGUCGAGGAGAGCAAGGGAAGCAGCAGUGGCGGCGCCGAUGGCGGCGGUGGCGGGGACUAUAAGUUCCUGGGCCCGUGCUUUCAGGUGUGGACAUCGUGGACAUCAAGCCACCGGCUGCGCUACCAACGAGAAGGACUUCGUGCCGUGGUCAUCAGUGACGCCGGCGGUGCCGGCGGCCCGGGCGGCGAAGAGUCCGGCGACCCAGGUGGGGACGGCGGUAGCGAUGGUGAUCCCGGCGACUCCGAGAACCUUGAGGAGUUGAAGUAUGAUCCAGCCGACGACCGCUACCCCCGCGGGCUAGAAGGGAAGAAACUCCUCCGGGGCGCCUCGAACGCUGGCCCGCUGCGCCAUGGGCUUGAGAGUGGCCGCACGCGGAGGCAGACCCGGGAGAUGCAAGGUGCCGGGGAGAUGCCGGGGCCCGGAGAAACACCGGACCCGGAAGCGGCAUUGCUGGCGACCAUCCUGGAAACGGGCGGGACGGGGAUUGUUGAGGACUACAUCUGCUACUCGCUUGGGAAGGAGCAGUGGGACGAGGAGCAGACACGCCGUAUGGAGGAGAUGUACAGGCGCGAGAUGCAGGAGGUGUUGGGCCCGGAACAGUAGGCGUUCGGGGCCGAAGUCGACGCCAGCGGGUCUUCGCAACCACUCCCAGACCCACAGCUAAGUAUAACCUCGCCAAUCGGGCAGAAGCCGAGUGAUGUGGAAGCAGUACCGAUGACGUACAAGGAUGUGAUAUGUUCCAAGUACAAGGUUUUCUGGGAGGCGGCCAUGAAGAAAGAAAAAGAUGGCCACGACAAGACUGGAACCUUUACCAAGGUCAAAGAGUGCCCGAGGGGCGGAAGGCCGUAAGUCCAAAGUGGGUGUUCGCUUGGAAGACGAAUGAGAAGGGCCUGAUAGUCGACUUCAAGGCCCAUAUGGUUGCGCGGGGGUUCUCUCAAAUCGCCGGGAUCGACUUCCACCACUCAUCCUCAGCGUGCCCGUCUGCAGCGUCUAUCAAGACGGUGAUUGCCGUAGCCACUGAAAAGGGCAAGAAACUCGCUCACUGGGAUGUGAAGCAAGCGUACAUCCACGCUAAGCUAAAA